AAAAUUGAUGCAUUGACUACACACAAGCUGCUGCAGAAGUAUAACAAGCGUACACACAAGACGGAAGACCAGUUGGAAGCUCGACCUGAGGAAACUGCUACGUCGAAUGUAAGAUGUGUCCAAAUGUGAUGUUUGACUCCCCUGAGCUGCUUAUUGCCCACUUUAGAACCGCUCAUAAUUCAGAUCGCAUUCUGGACUUCAUUAUUUUAUCAAGAGGAUCAAAGAGGACCACUGGGCUUUACAAAUGCCUCCACUGCAAAAAACAAUUGAACGGAAUUAGUAAGAUGUGCUAUCAUAUGGACCGCCACAGAGAAAGGGAGAAUAUGAAGUCAAAGGAUGCAAAGAUGGAGACAUCAGAUGUCAUAAUGACAAUCUCCGAGGACAGAUCUGUCGAACAAGGUGAACUGCCUGUAGUGGAAACUUUGGAGGAACUUGAGUGGGACGGGGCACCAGUGGAGAUCAUGACUUUGCCAACAAGCCCUCUGUCGUCACCUACAAAACCAACAGAUCAGGAGCAACCAGAGGAGGAUUCAAGAGACGACCUCCCUACCUGCAAACAGUGUGGACGGACCUUCAUGUCAGUGAAAGGUUUGCGCUCACACGAGCGUAGCCAUGCAGCAUUUGCAGCCAUCAAGAAACACACACUGCCUGCGUCAGUCCCAAGGCACAAAAUUAACAAAUACAUCAUCUAUAAAUCUGGUACCACAAAGCCUUUUGUGUGUAGUUUCUGUUCUUAUCGGACAAACGUCAUGGGCCUGUGGAGAAGACAUUUCAUGAAAAGUCAUCAAGAUAUUCUUGAGGAUCCGACUGACGCUGAAGACCAAGAUGAGGGCAGCGCUCAGAGCGACGUGGAGCCCAAUCCAUCAGAAGAAUGGAGCGAUAUUCCUACACAUGAUGAAAAACCUGAAAUGAAUAAAAGAUCCCUGUACUCGGAGCCUCCAAAUGUGCAGCAGCAGUUGAACCAAUAUAACUUAAUGGCACAGGUUGGUGCUUCAUCAAAAGUGACCAUGAAGGUAACCAGGUUAACUAACAGCAGCGUGCUUUAUUGUGAGCUCUGCGACUUCAACACCGAACACCUGAGCAGUAUACGACGGCACUACUCAAAUCGCCAUGGAAAGAAACUCCACAAGUGCAAGGACUGUGAAUUUUUUACUUGUUCAAGGAAAACCCUGAAAAUGCACAUGGACAGGGGUCACUCAGCAUGCCCGUCAGAACCUACUCAUCAGAAAGACAUCUGCUGCCCUUUCUGCCUUUACCAGACUAAAAACAAGAACCACAUGAUUGAUCACAUCAUCUUGCAUCGGGAGGAACGUUUGGUGCCAAUCGAGGUGCGACGCCCGAAGCUGUCGCGUUACCUUCGAGGCAUGGUGUUCCGCUGUCACAAUUGCACUUUCACAUGCGGCAACGCUGAAAACCUGCAUUUGCACAUGAUGAAGCACGAUAGCGUCAAACCCUACAAGUGUCGACUGUGCUUCUUCGACUGCGCUCAGCUCAGCGACUUGGAGGCACACCUGAGUGAUAAACAUCAGGUCAUAAGGAAUCAUGAGCUUGUCGGUCAGGUCAGCCUGGAUCAGCUAGAGGCGAGGAGAAGGACGCCAGGAGAUGAAGAGGAGCUCUUGGAUGACUCGGAGCGACACAACAAGGAGACGAUAAAAACAGAGGAGAUCGGCUCAGACUAUGAUGAAGUUCAACAGGAGAUGCAAGCUAAAAAUCCUGGAGAGAAUGAGAUGAUGGAGAUAAUGACCUUUAAGAUCGAGGACGAUUACCAGCAGCAGGAUAUGGGUGGCACCAAAAGAAAUGAAGAAGGACCUGAGAGUUUAUUAUCAGACCUGGAAAAUACUGUGGACCAAAAUAUUGGUGAAAGCAUGGAAUUUAAGAACUGCAAAGGUCCAGAGAAAGAGAUGCAGACAAAGGAGAACACAGCCCGCACCUCACUGAGAGAUUGUGGAGACAGCAGUACGAGGAUCACGCAUGAAAACAAACAGGAUGAGAGCUUGUGGGGUAAUGUAGCCAAAAAGUCACAAUUCCAUAUUGAGGGGCUUCAGAAAAAUGUGUGUAUCACCGGGGACAGUGUAAAAACAACACACUUCACAUGAUGGUCGAUCCGGAGAGAGAGAUCAAGACGGAGCAGGAGAUAAUGUAUCCAGAGAGCACCAUCGGCUUCGCCAACAACCAAAACAAUCGGUUUAGUAUGGAGGCAAACAAAAGUCAAGGACCAGAAACUACCACCAGGGCUCAAGAGAGUUUUACGUUUAAUAAUGAUCUGCUACCUUCAGUGUCCAACUGUGCACAGUUCAGAAUAAGCCACCAGGAGAGCUUAGGUGUGUCAUUGACAAAGUGCAAUGAAAAGCAAAUGCAUGAGCAGCACAACAGCGAGCAGCUCAGAGACCAAUAUGGAGAAAUGCCCGUACUUAAGAAGGAAUAUCUCCGAGAAGAAAUGGACCGUGUAGGCUGCUACUUGGCUGGAGAUCACAAUUAUUAUCGAAAGCAAGAGCAGGACAAAGAGAAGAUGAUCCGUGAAGACGAUACAGAUGAGGAACAUGUGGAACGUGAUGGGAUAAAGGAUGCAGAUAAACCCCACGUGCCCAAAGGUGCACUUCCUGUCACAGAUGGAGCUGCUGAAGGCGGCUGCCCUGUAACCACAGAGGACAAACGGUUUACAUGUGAGCUUUGUGGACGAAACCUCAUGAACAGCUUUGAUCUACAGCGACACGUGCUGCGACAUGGAAUAUAACGUCUUUCUUUGUUGUUGACAAUAAAGAGGGCUGUCCACUGUUGUUUAUGUGUGGAGAGCUACAUCUUUUAAUAAAAGUCCUCUGCAUAUUUACUCUACUGUUUAUUUCUGAGCAAUCCGGUUACAUUUUUUUUUUUUCUUUCUAAUGUCUUUUAGAUUAUUAAACCUUUUCUAAUUAUGUAUUUUACGAUAGCAAAGGAUCGUAAUUAUGUGAUUCAAGGAAUGAACUUCAGAACCAGUAUAUGGUGACUGUUAAAUGUGUGACACAUUGUCAUUAUGAUCUUUUGAGUUAUAUUAUUUGAAGACACUAAGGAAAAUCUUUGAAUAGCCAUGAUGCAAAGAAUGUCAUUUUCUGCUCCUGUACUUUGUUUGAACGGAGAGAUUUGAUAAGUGUUCAUCCUGUUAAACAUGCAAAAAAAAAGUAUUUACACUGAAUUACUGUUUCAAUGAACUGGACCAACCUCAAUACCACAGAUUGUGGAAACGCUUAUGCUGCAUUCAGGUGCUGUUGGUUAUUUGAAUACAAGUUGUCUACUUUGCCAGUGAGCAAGUAUUUUUUUUGUAUUUUUUUUUUUGCCUAGUGGCACAAUGUAUUUAGUCGUAUUCUUCAUGUAAAUAUUAAACUUCUUUUAUGUUUUAAAUCUUUUCAUCCCAGGAUAACAUUUUAUGGCUCUUGUAUGUAUAAUUAAAGUGUUACUGUUGACUGACA
This is a messenger RNA of Labrus bergylta (ballan wrasse), 3443 nucleotides long. RefSeq names its product zinc finger protein 462-like. Gene Ontology annotation, biological process: regulation of gene expression. Gene Ontology annotation, cellular component: nucleus. The record is from RefSeq and is a predicted model, not a curated record. Lineage: Eukaryota; Metazoa; Chordata; Actinopteri; Labriformes; Labridae.